ACGUGCUUACUGGAGACUCUGGCUCUGGGAGAGUGUGUGUCUUGCUUUUCAGUAAAGGUUUUGCUGCAGUUUUUAACGGUGUUACCAGCGAGUUCUGUUUGUGAACGAGCCUUUUGCAGUUAGUUUUAUGCAAUAACUGAGAAUUUACUACAUCCUGACGCAGCGUGUUGUGUUUGAAGUCCGAGCCUCCAAAUGCAUUGAACGUUUAGGCACCAGUAGAGGAUAUGGGGUUGUCUUCAUACGCAGGACAUGUUACAGCUCACAGUUAAUAAUCAAAUCUGGGGAAAAUAACAUGCCGGGGAAAAAGACAGUGAAGAGGCCGCCCCCGCCCGAGGAAGUCAAGGCAGCCAAGAAAGUGAAAGUCUCUUUAGUGUCACACAGCUCUCACAGGACAGUACCGGGCCUGGUGCUGGUACUGGGGCAGGGAGACGUGGGGCAACUGGGGCUGGGUGAGGAUGUGAUGGAGAGGAAGAAGCCGACACUCGUCUCCCUCCCGGAGAAGAUUGUCCAGGCCGAGGCUGGAGGGAUGCACACAGUGUGCCUCAGUGAAACUGGCAGUAUCUACACUUUUGGUUGCAACGAUGAAGGUGCUUUGGGGCGUGAUACGUCUGUGGAAGGGUCGGAAAUGAGUCCCGGUAAAGUGGAACUGAAGGAGAAAAUGGUGCAGGUGUCGGCGGGCGACAGCCACACUGCAGCGCUGACAGAAGAGGGCAGGGUUUACAUCUGGGGAUCCUUCAGGGAUAAUAACGGAGUGAUCGGUCUAUUGGAACCAAUGAAGAAGUGCAUGUUGCCAGUGCAGAUUCCAAUAGAUGUUGCAGUGCUCAAAAUAGCAUCAGGCAACGACCAUCUUGUGAUGUUGACAGUGGAUGGAGAGCUUUACAGCUCAGGCUGUGGAGAGCAGGGGCAGCUGGGAAGAGUCCCCGAGCGCUUCACCAACAGAGGGGGCAGGAGAGGCCUGGAGCGCCUCCUGAUCCCCCAGUGUGUCCCUGUGAAAGGCAGGAGCAAGGUUCGCUUCCAGGACGUGUUCUGUGGGGCUUACUUUACCUUCGCUGUGUCACAGGAGGGUCACGUCUACGGCUUUGGGCUCUCCAAUUACCACCAGCUAGGAACUCUAAGCACCAGCAACUGCUUCGCUCCUGUAAACCUCACCGCCUUCAAGAACUCCACCAAGUCCUGGGUGGCAUUUUCUGGGGGACAGCACCACACUGUCUGUCUGGAUUCUGAAGGUAAAGCGUACAGCCUGGGCAGGGCAGAGUACGGGCGGCUGGGUCUGGGGGAAGGAGCCCAGGAGGUGAAGGAGCCCACAGUCGUGCCGGGGCUGACGGGCGUGCAGUCUGUGGCCUGUGGAGCUUCAGUGAGCUGUGCUGUCACCAAGGAUGGACGUGUGUUUGCUUGGGGAAUGGGCACUAACCUGCAGCUGGGCACAGGGGAGGAGGAGGAUGAGUGGAGUCCCUUGGAGAUGACGGGGAAACAGCUGGAGAACCGGGUAGUACUGUCUGUGUCCAGCGGAGGGCAGCAUACUGUGCUUCUGGUCCAGGACAAACAGCAAAGCUGAUGAACUCUGCAAAGCCAAGAAUCUGAAAAGACAGAGAGACACUGAGCCAUACAUCUCUGGAGGAAUCUGCAUAUAAUCACCUACUGGAAAACGUACUCUUCAGUCUCAAGAUGUGAGAGUUAUAGUCUGAACUGGGAUGGAUUGAUAGAUCAUGAUAAAAGAAAAAAAAUAUAUACUUUUUAAUUGUGUUUGUUAGUUUUUGAGUCUUCAGUUUGCUAUCCAGGGACAUUUGUCAAUAUACAAAAAACGUCUUUUAAGACAGAGACAAAAUAAACCUCUAACCAAAA
Molecule: messenger RNA, 1842 nt
Organism: Polyodon spathula (Mississippi paddlefish)
Lineage: Eukaryota; Metazoa; Chordata; Actinopteri; Acipenseriformes; Polyodontidae
Gene: rcc1
Product: regulator of chromosome condensation 1
Exons: 10
Coding region: 293-1555 (420 amino acids)
Cellular component (GO): cytoplasm
Molecular function (GO): guanyl-nucleotide exchange factor activity
Source: RefSeq, a predicted model, not a curated record